CGCCUCUGUGUCCACCCCGUUGCUGCGCGGCUCCGCCCCAGCCUGCCGAAGGACUCCCCAGCUGCCGCAGAAAGUUCUGAGGCUGGAAUACGAUGUCCUUGCAAGGAGCAGCAGGGGCUGACGAGCUCAUUUUCUAUGUGAAUGGCAGGAAGAUAAUAGAGAAACAUGCUGAUCCUGAACAGAUGCUGCUGUCUUAUCUGCGAAAGAGACCACUUUCAGUCCAUCUUACAGGAACUAAGUAUGGCUGUGGAGGAGGUGGCUGUGGUGCCUGUACGGUGAUGAUAUCAACUUAUGAACCAGCUUCAAAGAAGAUACGUCACUACUCAGCAAAUGCAUGCUUGCUUCCUAUUUGCUCCUUGUAUGGUGUGGCGGUCACCACAGUGGAAGGUGUUGGAAGUACAAAAAGCAGGGUUCAUCCAGUUCAGGAAAGGCUUGCCAAGUGCCAUGGCUCCCAGUGUGGUUUCUGUACCCCUGGAAUGGUGAUGUCCAUAUACACAUUACUAAGAAACUACCCAGAACCAACUUCAGAGCAGAUGACUGCAGCUCUGGCUGGGAACUUGUGCCGUUGUACUGGAUAUAGGCCAAUCCUAGAUGCCUGUAAAACUUUUUGUAAGGAAUCUGUUUGUUGUCAAAGUAAAGCAAGUGGUAAGUGUUGCUUGGAUCAUGAAGAGGAUUUGUUUGACAAGGAAGAGAAGAUUUCCACCAGAUUAUUUUCACCAGAUGAAUUCCAGCCCUUAGAUCCCACUCAGGAGCUUAUAUUUCCUCCAGAACUAAUGAGAAUGGCUGAAAAUCAACCAAAAAGAACUCUGGUUUUUCAUGGGGAACGAAUGACAUGGAUUUCACCUGUAAAUUUAGAUGAAUUACUAGAUCUGAAAGCUGCCCACCCCAAAGCACCUUUGGUUGUUGGGAACACCAUUGUGGGACCUCAGAUGAAAUUUGGAGGCAUGUUCCAUCCAAUUGUCUUUUCUCCAGCAAGAAUCCCGGAUCUGAAUGUGGUGAAGUACACGGAUGACGGAUUAACUCUAGGAGCUGCCUGCAGCCUGUCUCUAGUUAAAGACAUCUUGAGAAAUGCAAUCUCAAAGUUACCUGAGGAGAAGACAAAGAUUUUCUAUGCUGUCUUGAAGCAAUUAAGAACACUGGGUGGAGAACAGAUAAGAAACGUUGCUGUAUGUCGUCUGUUACUUAAACUGCCAAUUUCUUUAGGUGGAAACGUUGUAAGUCGAAAAUCAACCUCAGACUUGAAUCCUAUUCUGGCAGCUAGCAACUGUAUGCUUAAUCUGGCUUCAAGAGGAAGAAAGAGGCGGAUUCCCUUGAGUGAUAUUUUUGCAGAUGGAGUUGGUAACAAUACCAUUAUGCCAGAAGAGAUCUUAGUCUCUGUUCAUAUUCCCCAUUCGAGGAAGGGAGAGUAUAUCUCUGCAUUUCGACAAGCACCAAGGAGAGAAAAUGCUCUUCCAAUAGCCAAUGCUGGAAUGAGAGUCCUUUUUGAAGAAGGUACAGACAAAAUAAAGGAUUUAAGCAUUUUCUAUGGAGGUGCUGCCUCAACCACUGUCCAUGCAAAACAAACCUGUUGGACACUUAUUGGAAGACACUGGAAUGAACAGAUGCUGGAUGAAGCUUCCAGAUUAAUCCUUAAAGAAAUAGCUCUUCCAGGCUCAGCCUGUGGUGGGAAAGUAGAAUAUAAAAAUAGUUUGAUAGUCAGUUUCUUCUACAGAUUUUUUCUGGAAGUAUUGCAGUCAUUGAAAACAAUGGACUCUUGCCACUAUCCUGGCAUACCUAUGGAAUAUGAGAGUGUCCUACAAGACUUCCAAACCAAAAUGCCCCAGAGUAUCCAAAUAUAUCAGGAUGUAGAUCAGAGUCAGUCUCCCCAGGAUCCUGUGGGACGGCCUAUAAUGCACCAGUCUGGAAUUAAGCAUGCAACUGGUGAAGCAGUUUACAUUGAUGACCUUCCUUCUGUGGAUGGGGAGCUCUUCCUGGCUGUAGUCACUAGUUCCAGAGCUCAUGCUAAGAUUAUAUCUGUAGAUACCUCAGAGGCCCUUAAGGGACCGGGUGUGUUUGAUAUCAUAACAGCUGAUGAUGUACCUGCUACAAACGAGUUUCACUACUCCAGUGAUCCAGAGAUUAUAUUUGCAAGAAACAAGGUAAUUUGUGUGGGUCAGAUUGUUUGUGCUGUGGUUGCGGAUUCAGAUGUUCAUGCCAAACAAGCUGCUGCAAAAGUGAAGAUAAAGUAUGAAGUGCUGGAACCAGUGAUCUUGACAAUUGAGGAAGCUAUAAAGCACAACUCGUUCUUUGAGCCAAAAAGAAAAUUAGAAGAAGGAAAUGUUGAUCAAGCAUUUGAAACUGUUGAUGGUAUACUUGAAGGGGAGGUUCACAUUGGGGGACAGGAACACUUUUACAUGGAGACUCAGAGUGUCCUUGCUAUUCCAAGAGGAGAGGAUAAAGAAAUGGAUCUGUUUGUGUCAACACAGCAUCCAGCAUUUAUCCAGGAGAUGGUAGCUGCAAGUUUAGGUGUUCCAGCCAACAGGAUCAUGUGCCAUGUUAAACGAGUUGGUGGAGCUUUUGGUGGGAAAAUCCUGAAAGCUGGUUUACUGGCGUCAGUUGCUGCAGUGGCAGCAAACAAAACUAACAGAGCUGUCCGUCUUAUUCUGAGCCGGGGGGAUGAUAUGUUAAUUACUGGUGGCCGACAUCCUUUUAUUGGCAAGUAUAAAGUUGGCUUCAUGAAUGAUGGAAGGAUCAGAGCUGUGGAUGCCAAAUAUUACGUUAAUGGAGGAUGCACCCCUGAUGAAUCUGUCCUGGUAGCAGAAGUAUCCUUAUUAAAAAUGGACAAUGCAUACAAGAUUCCCAACUUGAGAUGCUCGGCUUACGCCUGCAAAACAAACUUGCCAUCAAACACAGCAUUUCGAGGGUUUGGCUUUCCCCAGUCAGCACUGGUGACGGAAACUUGGAUAACAGACAUUGCAGAUAAAACUGGUUUAUCACCAGAAAAGAUUAGGGAAAUAAAUAUGUAUAAGGAAGAUGAGCAGACACCCUUCAAACAAAAGUUUGAUCCGCAAAACUUAGUACGGUGUUGGAACGAAUGUAUGGAGAAAUCUGCAUACCACAGUAGGAAAACAGCUGUCGAGGAAUUUAACAAACAAAAUUACUGGAAGAAAAAAGGGAUUGCCAUUGUUCCAAUGAAGUUUCCAUUUGGACUAGGCACACGUUAUCUUUCUCAGGCUGCUGCUCUUGUUCAUAUUUAUACAGAUGGAUCUGUGCUUUUGACACAUGGUGGAAUUGAAUUGGGACAGGGUAUUCAUACAAAAAUGAUCCAGGUUGCUAGUAGGGAAUUGAACAUUCCUAUGUCAUAUAUUCACUUCCGUGAAACAAGCACAACAACUGUUCCUAAUGCAUGUGCUUCAGUUGGAUCUGCAGGGACAGAUGUCAAUGGCAUGGCUGUGAAGGACGCUUGCCAAACCCUUAUGAAACGCUUGCAGCCUAUUAUCAACAAGAACCCAAAAGGAAACUGGAAUGAUUGGAUCAAAGAAGCUUUUGAACAGAGUGUGAGUCUUUCAGCUACUGGUUACUUUAGAGGUUACAAUGAAAACAUGGAUUGGGAGAAAGGGGAAGGACAGCCAUUCACAUACUUUCUUUAUGGAGCUGCUUGUUCAGAGGUUGAAAUUAACUGUUUAACAGGAGAUCACAAGAACCUCCAAACAGACAUUGUUAUGGAUAUUGGGUGCAGCAUAAAUCCAGCUGUGGAUAUAGGACAGAUUGAAGGUGCCUUUGUUCAAGGAAUUGGACUUUAUACAAUGGAAGAAUUGAAGUACUCUCCAGAAGGAGUACUCUGUACUCGGGGUCCAGAUCAGUAUAAGAUCCCUGCUGUUUGUGAUAUUCCGGAACGGUUUAGAGUUUCCCUGCUGUCAUCUUCCCAAAAUCCUUAUGCCAUCUAUGCAUCCAAGGGGAUAGGCGAGGCAGGACUGUUCUUGGGAUGCUCUGUGUUCUUUGCUUUGAGAGAUGCGGUAACUAGUGUGAGGAAUGAAAGAGGACUGAAAAAGACCUUCGCAAUGAACAGCCCUCUGACUGCUGAACAAAUACAAGCAGCCUGCGCAGAUGACUUUACUAAGAUGGUAAUAGGAAGAUGACAAACGAUGAAUCUGCUUCUUCCAUAUCUGUGUGAAUGACAAACCAAAGACUGCACAAGAACUGAAUGGAAUGCGAAGUACUGAUUUACUGCCCCAGUUGCAUGCUAAUCAACAGACAGAUGAAUAGAUUUUCUCAUCUUCAGAAUAGAAACAGAUUCAAAAAAGAAAAUGCACGUUAUAUCUUCUAUCUUAAUUCUCUGUCCAGUAUAUUCAUUACACUACUUCACUUCAGUUACAGUAUAUAAUUAUUAAAAAUAUAUUUUCUGCAUUUGAAGCAUAUGUAUUCCACAAGAAGGAUCUGCUCAAUGGCUCUGUUGCACAUCAGCCCCAGAAAGAUCAGCUGACUUGCUGCAAGGGAAGAAAGUUAGGAUGAACUAUUAAAGGUAUGUUAGAAACCUUGCUACCACCUAAUACACUUAACUACUUUCAUAUAAUAACUGACUUUUGAAAAGCUUCAGCUGAUUUUCUGAUUGGGAUUUAAGUCAAUCCCUUUUUGAUAAUAAGUGAUGAUCUGGUCUGUAGUAAAGUCACUUUAGAUUAUUUUGGUACAGACAUCUUUGUCUUAAAAACACACAGGAAAUGAGUUAUGAUUUUCUUUUGUUAUGCCCAGCAAAUUGCUGUGGCUGACCUAUGUAUGUAGGAGAUUAAUUUUAUCCCCAAAGUUGGAAGAGUUGCUUAGAUAUACUUUCCAAUGGAGGCUUUCUUUUUCUCAUGGAGCAAGCCAAAAGCCUCUGAACUUAACAAGAAAACUCACGAGGAGUUCAGUGUGCUUUGAAUAGGAGUCUUGAUGAACUUGUCUCUGAAAAGGAUUCUGAAACAGUGCUCAGGACUAUAUUGAGCAAUGAGAGUUUAGUUAAGAGCUUUUCUCUCACUCUUGAGCACUCCUGUGAUAAAGACAAAAAUAUAUAUAUAUUACUGAUGAAAAGCUGAUCCACAAAUAUUAGUCAUCUGAUAUGCAUAAGGUGCAGUGGGAUUAGACUGCACCCAAGUAGUAGUAGUAGUUGGUGACAGGAAAAUAUAAAGCAACACUGUUUAAAAUUAUAACAGAAAACCUGGUGUUAAUAAAUUUGAUGUAUGUAUUUAUUUGUAAUUUGAGAUCAAGAAAUUACGCAGAAUAUAUCAAAGUUAAUAUACUAUGAAAUCUCCAAUCACAGUAUUCAGAUUUCAGCAUCAGAAUCCACAAAAAACUCAAUGAGAACUUCAGCCUUUCUUCUGGAGGACAAAGCUGUAAUUUGAAUUCCAAAUGCAUACAAAUACACAAAAGUCUGUGGUAUUUGGAUUUGGGACUUUGAUCUAGUAUCUGUACUUGCACAGAGAAAAGUCUUAACUUCUUAAGUCAAUGUACAGAAAUUACAUGAAGUAGUACCUGAAAAUAGUAGUAAGUUCUUUGACAGAAGUGGAACGGGGAAGAUAGUUUGUCCAACAUACGAUUUCAGUGAACCUCUGCAGCAGCUCUUCCUUACUGAGCGUGGCAAUUGCUCUUCUAGUUUACUCAUAAGUCAGAUUACUCUAGAGCCAUGAAGACUGCCAUUUGUAAUGAAAAUAAAUGGCUGUAAUUGAUUUGACACGUCAGCCUGCAGUCUCCUGUUUCACUGCUCCUCAGUUUACUGCAGACUAUUUUCUCUUUGUACCUUCGGUGCCUUCUAUGAGUUGAUACUGUAUCUGUGAAAGAAACUGUUAAUAGGGCAAACUUGUUUUGUGUUAGCUAUUAAGGUAUGAAAUCUUUGUUGUUGUAAUUUUGUUUGUGUCUCUGUAACCUCUGGGUGAAACUCAGCUGCCUAAACUGGAGUGUCUAGUACAGCAGAGACAUGAGAGAGCACACCACUAGAAUAUGGCAACUGAAAACCAAGCAGGUUAUGGCAGGUAAUCUGAAAUGGCACUACACGUGGAGUUUAGGCAGCUGAAGCCCCAUUGGUUUUUACUUCUUUUUCUUCACUUUCUUUGUAUUGCUUUGGCUUUGAUACGGUGUAAGAAAGGCAAUAAAAUUAAAUCUGAACGCUGCUGCCAUAA
Molecule: messenger RNA, 6128 nt
Organism: Anas platyrhynchos (mallard)
Lineage: Eukaryota; Metazoa; Chordata; Aves; Anseriformes; Anatidae
Gene: AOX1
Product: aldehyde oxidase 1
Molecular function (GO): iron ion binding; FAD binding; 2 iron, 2 sulfur cluster binding
Source: RefSeq, a predicted model, not a curated record